Molecule: messenger RNA, 231 nt
Organism: Filobasidium floriforme
Lineage: Eukaryota; Fungi; Basidiomycota; Tremellomycetes; Filobasidiales; Filobasidiaceae
Exons: 3
Coding region: 1-231 (76 amino acids)
Source: RefSeq, a predicted model, not a curated record
AUGGCUGCCAACGUCGAGGAUUUCAAGAAGCGUCUGGACGAGCAAGACCUGCAUAUCCGAGAAUCCUGGGUCGCCGCCAUGAAGGCCCGGAUCGUACGAGGAGAGUUGAUCAAGUGUCAGCGGGGCGAGGGGGUCAACCAUUACAAGCACUGUCGGGACUUGGCCGAGAUGUACACGGGGAUGAUCCGGGAGAACAAGGUCAAGGGCUACAAGAUCAUCGACACCGAGUAG